AUGGAAAAUCUCAAGGAUACAUACUUCAAAGAGGUAGCAGCUGAUAAAAACGCGGUGUCGGGUCAAGCCAGAAAGAAAAAGAAAAGACCUUACAUACACAUGGGAGCACUUUCAUUUUUAUGCACUCAAAAAUCUCUGAGAGAUGCGACAAAUAAUGUUACAUACACAGAAAACAGUACAAGUAAUGCCGAAGACCUUACUAAUCAAUCCGGCGAAGACACUGACUCAGAAGUUACACAAAAUAAAAGACUGAAAGCGAGCAUGCGUAAAAAGAGUAAAAAUCUGAAUAACAGCGAUGAUGAGUUAUUGAAACUAUUGCAGGAGAAAAAAUAUGAUGAAGAUAUUUCAUUCUGUGCAAUGCUCAUCUCGAUAUUAAAAAAAUCUAUCAAUAGACCAGAAACACUAUGCAAAAAUUGA
Parnassius apollo (apollo) is the source of this 417-nucleotide messenger RNA. Lineage: Eukaryota; Metazoa; Arthropoda; Insecta; Lepidoptera; Papilionidae. The record is from the annotation of a GenBank genome assembly.